ACUAAGAGACAUGAGUGAAGAGCAGAGACAAACAAACAGAGAGAGCUGGACUGUAGACGGUCAGCUAAAAGCUCGAAGCCAUAAACUCCGGACAUAGCACAAAGACUCUCAGUAAACAGGGUAUAAAGCUACAAAGUGUGUCCUUCUUGGGUUAAGAUGAUGCAAAGCUUCUCAUUCCAGUAGUUUCCCUGAAUGGACAUGCCGGUAGAGGGAGGAGUUCUUUAGCAUUGGUAGUGGGACUCCACCUGGAAUAUCAAGGUCAUGUUAGUCUCUCACAGCUUUGCCUCUCAAACACCUCUAUAACUCAGGAUGUCCUCUCAGACAAAUGAAGACAAGAACAAGCAGGAAUUUAAUUAGUGUCAUGAAGUGAUUAAUAACUCCAUAGACAUGGACAGGCUGAAUCACAAUGUUCCAGAACAUGGCCGCCAGACUCAUCAGGUGCUACAGAGCACACCACUGGACCUGAUUGAAACAGGCAAGACUCUCAAAGUCCAGGCAGAACUACCCCAUCUUGUCAGUUUGGGAAGUGGUCGUCUGAGUACAGCUAUAACUCUACUGCCCUUGCCGGAGGGGAAGACUACACUCGGUCAUAGGAACACAGACAUUAAUAUUCAGGGUCCCGGUAUCACUGCUCAACACUGCUACAUUGAAAAUGCGGGGGGAGCCAUCACACUGUACCCCUGCGGAAAUCAGUGCUCAAUAGAUGGCCUAGCAGUUACCAAGCCUUCUAGACUCACACAAGGGUGUAUGCUGUGUUUUGGUCAGUCAUCCUUUUUCCGCUUUAACCACCCAGAAGAGGCCCUCAGGAUGAAAAGUUUGAUGCCAUGUGUAAACCCUGGACUUACCAGUGCCUACAAGAAUCACUCAGAAACCCAUAGCCAGAUCAAUGGAAAUCAGGUUCCUGUGCAAGAGCGAACUCGUCCUGGUCACGGCACUCUUGUCCGCUCUAUUGAGAGAGACCUCCAGCAUAUCAUGAACUCUCUGUCUAUGGAUGAAGCUCAGACUUCUUCAUCUGAGCACCGUAAACAAACCCACCACCCCAUUCCACAAUCUGACAUGCUUAACGGGGGUGGCCACAGUCUUGUCUCCCCUCCAGCCAGUCCUGGUGCUAUGUCCGUAAGCUCCAACUAUAAAAAUGGCAGUCCUGCCUUCUCUCCCCUUUCAACGCCAUCUGUGGUUAGCAGUCCAGGAGCUUGUUUGGACUCAGCUAAUAAUCGUUCGACAACCUACACCCACACAAUCCAGGCACCAGUGCCACAACCACGCACAUUUGCAUCCAAGGUCAGCAGCUCUAAUGGUGGACCAAAGGAUCAAGAAAGUCCCAGACUUCAGAAGAAAGUCUUGACUGAAACUCCCUCAAGCCCCACUACAAACCGUAAAUGCCCAAACCAGGAUUCUCUGAUCAGAGGUGGAGCUGAGAGUCCACAACUUACUCAUGGUUCCUCUUGUGGCUCUUUCUCAUUUGCCUCUGGAGAUUUGGGCAGACAGGCCAGUGCCAGACUCACCCCAAAAUCUGUCACAACCUCUUCCUCACCAGCCUCUUCCAGCCCAAGAUCCAGUGUUGGCUCCUCUGUCCAAGAAACUUCUUCCAGUCUUCAGCACAACCAGCUCCACUCACAUACACACUUCCCUCCAGAGAGCCCCCAAUCCACUCGCCAUUGCAUCGAACCAUCCAGCAUGAGUGAUCUUCCUCCUCUCAGCCCCUCUGCAGCACGCAGAGGUGUCCUAGGAGCUCUACCUGGCGUUCCCCUGAACCCUCGCAGCCAGUCGGGUCGGAGCGUACCAGAGAGCCCUCGACACCAGCGACGAAUCGCAACAGAGGAAGAAGUAGGAAAUAGCAGGCUGCGAGCCAGAAGUCCAUCUCCUGUAUCAGGAGUUUUGAAGGACCAGCCAGGUGCACAUGUAGGUAGACAAAGGGGAGGUAUCACCCCAGCUCUUAUCUCUCAGACUGGAGUGUCUCCUCUCACCAGUCCCCAGAACCAAAGAAAGAACCCCAGGGAGCCACGGCAGGUCCAGCCACGCAUACGGGAACGCAAGAACAGCAUAUCAGAGGUCAGCGACAAAGAGGAAGACUUACUGGAGUACCAUCGCUGGCAGAGAGAGGAGAGGAUGCGCGAGCAGGAGAUGGAGAAGCUGGAGAGGCAGAGGCUUGAGACCAUCCUUAAUUUGUGCAUGGAAUAUAAUAAGAGUGACCCACUGGUUGGCGUGGACACAGGGAGGGCGUGUCAAUUUCCGGGUAUGGAGGAGGUCUCUAUUCGGCGACCAGGCCCUGAACCUGUGAGUGUGGCAGUCCAGCACUCUCACAGAAAGAGAGAUAGUGAGGAGGAGAACCUGAAAGAGGAGUGUAGCAGCACUGAAAGCCAGCACCAGGAGCAUGAAGAUUCUUCAGUGCUGGGGCAGCAGGAGAGAGUGUUUCUGGAGGAGGAGCGGCGCAGGGUUCUUGCUCAAGUGGAUGCACUAAAGUCCCGUGUCACUGAGCUGGAACAACAGAUACAGGAGUCCAGGCAAGAGGCAGAGAUGGAGAAGGCAUUACUGCAGGGAGAAAGGAGGGCGGAACUCAAUCAAGUGGAGACAGAGUUAGAGAUUAUCAAUCAACUUCAGCUCAAAUUGAAUGAAGUGGAAAAUGCAACUCACAGAGAGAAAGAGAAGGAGAGAGCAAAAGUCUCAGCUGAGCGGGAUGUCCUGGCCGGGCUGAGGGACUCGUACAGUGAGCUGAAGUGCCAGCUUCAUAAAUGCCCCGAAUCAUUGAGGGAGAACUUAAAGGAACAACUGACCAGGAAGCUGGAGGCGCUGGAGUCGGCCACUAAGCGCUUUGAGGAUUUGGAGUUCCGCCAGUUGGAGAGAGAGAGUGGCAUAGAGGAAGAGAAAGAGACGGUCAGUCGACAGCUGUUGCAAGAGAAGGCAGAGUAUCACCGCAAUGUGACCAAAAGGAAGGAGAAAAUGGCAUCACUUGAGAUCCAAGCUAAUCAACUAGGUAUUCAGGCAGCUCAGGAUUGUGAAAGGAUGGCCAAAGAUAGAAUUCUGGCCCUACAGAUGCUCCACAAGGAAAAGGAGAGACUGGCUUCCCUGGAGAAGAGAUACCAGAGCCUGACAGGUGGAAACACUUUUCCCAAGCCUACCAACACUCAGAAGGAGGAAGUGCUGUACAUCAGCGAACCUGACCUUUUAGAUGCUCUCCCUACCCAGCAUUCUCUACUCCCGUCAUCUUGUUGUCAAAGUUCCUCCCCUCAGGAAUAUCUCAAACUCUCUGAUGUAUAUAAGAUGUAUGGGAACGGAUGUAUACCAGCCCAAACUGCGUCCCCUAAUGCUCUCUGUCUUCCGCUGGCUGUAACAUCAGACACACCUCGUGAGGAGUAUGUGACAGUUAGUCAAUUAAACCAGUUGUUCGGGAUGCCCAAAGUUGACCCCUCCCCCACAUCUUCCGUCCAAUCAUUCCAAGCUACUGUUGCUGACCCUGUACACUCCAGCUACACAUCUCAGUGUGGCACUUCCCAGUCGCUUCUUGUUGAGACCCAGCCUGCAUGGAGUAAGUCUUCAAUCCCCAGGCUAGAUUCUGAACGCUGGUACCAAGAAAUCAUGGCAGCUGGGGAGCCCAGUCAUGACUGCCCUCCCCCUCUGCCAGCCAAAUGUCUUUCCUCACGUAAACCUAUGCAGAUCUCCAAGUGUAAGCAAGAUGUAGAUGUGGGACAGACCAACGGCACCUUUACUCCCCCGCCAUCCAGCAUGAGUACAUCAGGCAGAAACACACCCACCAAAAGUCUCCCAGAUCUGUCUCCUGCUUAUUUGGACUUUGACUCCAGGAGACAGUUGGAUCUACAGGGCAGAGGGCUCUAUGCAUGUGAUGAUUCCAGAAUCCAUCCUGCAGAUCCUAAACAGAGGCCUGUGAUAGACUCUCAAAGCCACUGGAGGGCACCACAGGGCUCUAACUCCCAGCUCAACACCCCUUUCCUAUCUUCAGGAGCUCCCAUGGUACACCACUCUAUUCUGCACCACCAGGCACCCCCAGCUGGAGAAUCAACGUAUGACACUCUGAGUCUGGAGAGCUCUGACAGCAUGGAGACCAGCUUAUCUACUGAUAACAACUCUGCCUGCUCACCUGAAAGUGGCAAUGGGCUGGCAGGACUGAGGCUGGAGGAGAUGGAGAAGAUGCUGAAGGAGGCCCAGCAGGAGAAAGCCAGACUGGUGGAGAGUCGAGAGAGGGAAGUUCAGGCACGAAAGCAGCUGCUGGAAGUUGAGAGAAAGAGGCGAGAGGAGGUAGAGAGGAGGUUGCAGGAUGAGACUGAACACAGGCAGAGACUUGUGGAGGAAGAGGUCAAGAUGAGGGAGAAACAGUGUUCCCAGGCUCGGCCAAUGACGCGCUACCUGCCUAUUCGGAAAGAGGAGUUUGACCUUCGUUCUCAUGUGGAGUCAUCAGGCCACUGCGUGGACACCUGUCCAUAUGUCACUGUUACAGAGAAAAUGUGCAAGGGCCAUCUUGUGAAGAUGGGUGGCAAGAUCAAAUCCUGGAAAAAACGGUGGUUUGUCUUCGAUCGACUUAAAAGGGCCUUUUCUUAUUACGUAGAUAAGCAUGAGACCAAACUGAAGGGUGUAAUCUACUUUCAAGCCAUCGAGGAGGUUUAUUAUGAUCACCUGCGCAGUGCAACUAAGAGUCCCAAUCCCUCUCUAACCUUUUGUGUGAAGACUCACGAUCGACUUUAUUUCAUGGUGGCACCAUCCCCAGAAGCCAUGCGAAUCUGGAUGGACGUCAUAGUUACAGGUGCUGAGGGCUACACACAGUUUAUGACCUGAGGGCGAGAGAGCGCAAUUAUGCCUGAAAUGAUCUGAGAGUGAGCAAGACUCAUUUAACAGGAAGUGAAGCAUGUGUAAAAUUUGUUAAAUCAUGUCAAAAACUUCAGCCAGCACAGACGGAUCUCUGUGUUAUCGGGACUAGAGAGGAACUGUAAGCAGGCUGGACUAAUGCCGACAUAAUAUUGUGCAACUGAUGCUCGGAUUUUAUGUUGGUAAAAAGAGAACCUGAAAAAAACUAUAUUAUAUAUAUAUAGAGAAAGACAAAGAGAAAAACAAAUGUUUAUCUCUGUACUGUUGUAAUACAAAGAAACUUACAGAGCUCAGAGCUUACAGUAUUUAAUGGCAUUUCAUAUCAAUUAUAUGCCUAAUUUUUUUUUUUUUUUUUUUUUUUUAUAACAUAUAUCUCUUGAAUUUUAUGGUGCCAAGCCUUUUGGUGUAUAUACAUCAGUACAUUACAACACCAAACACUUCUAUUUACUCUUAGGUAUUUAGUUGCAGUGACAUAAUUACAAGGAAGAGAUGAGAUUAAACUCUAAAUAAAAUUUAUUUGAUAGUCUUCAUAAUCUCUGUUUUUUGGUGAGAAAUCUUUAUUUUCAUUUUUGAUUACCAUGCAAGAUAUUUUACUGCAUUUUACAUGUUGUCUGUCUUUGUCUUGUUUGUUCUGAAUACAUUUUAUUCUGAAGAUUCUUAAACAAAUGGCUCAGGUGCUUAGAUGAGUAACAAAAAAAAAAAAAUAAAUUAAAAAAAAAAAAACAAA
Myxocyprinus asiaticus (Chinese sucker) is the source of this 5545-nucleotide messenger RNA. Its product is annotated as pleckstrin homology-like domain family B member 1. Gene Ontology annotation, cellular component: basal cortex. Lineage: Eukaryota; Metazoa; Chordata; Actinopteri; Cypriniformes; Catostomidae. The record is from RefSeq and is a predicted model, not a curated record. Gene Ontology annotation, molecular function: protein binding. The transcript has 26 exons. Bases 388 to 4788 code for a protein of 1466 amino acids. Gene Ontology annotation, biological process: regulation of microtubule cytoskeleton organization.